UUCCGGAGCGCCUGCCUCCAUCGGAGCUCGCUUUAGCGAGGUGGUUUCUCCUCGUGUGGGCUGCUGGAGCACACCGCAUUUCAGUUGUUUGAUCCUCCCAUCCUCCUGGCCCGACACCAUGGGAGUGACUUGUGUGUCUCAGAUGCCCGUGGCCGAGGGCAAGAGCGUCCAGCAGACUGUCGAGCUCCUCACCCGGAAAUUGGAGAUGCUUGGAGCAGAGAAGCAAGGAACAUUUUGUGUGGACUGUGAGACCUAUCACACGGCUGCCUCUACCCUGGGCAGCCAAGGUCAGGCCGGGAAGCUGAUGUAUGUGAUGCACAAUUCUGAGUACCCUUUGAGCUGCUUCGCCCUCUUUGAGAAUGGCCCUUGCCUUGUUGCCGACACCAACUUUGACGUGCUCAUGGUGAAACUCAAGGGCUUUUUCCAGAGUGCCAAGGCCAGCAAGAUCGAGACCCGGGGCACCCGUUACCAGUACUGUGACUUCCUAGUGAAGGUGGGCACGGUCACAAUGGGGCCUAGUGCCCGAGGCAUCUCCGUGGAGGUGGAGUAUGGCCCCUGUGUGGUAGCUAGCGACUGCUGGAGCUUGUUGUUGGAGUUCCUGCAGAGCUUUCUAGGCAGCCACACCCCAGGGGCACCCACAGUGUUUGGGAACAGACAUGACGCUGUCUACAGCCCAGCAGACACCAUGGUCCAGUACAUGGAACUCUUCAACAAGAUCCGCAAGCAGCAGCAGGUAAUAGAGACGAGGAGACCUAACCAAUGACUGUGGAGUAAUAUGGAAGAAGAUGGGAAAAACUUGUUUAAUGGGUUGAAAGAGUGGAGCCU
This is a messenger RNA of Capra hircus (goat), 825 nucleotides long. RefSeq names its product mediator complex subunit 20 (gene MED20). Gene Ontology annotation, cellular component: mediator complex. The transcript is spliced from 6 exons. The coding region runs from base 119 to 763 and encodes 214 amino acids. Gene Ontology annotation, molecular function: transcription coactivator activity. The record is from RefSeq and is a predicted model, not a curated record. Gene Ontology annotation, biological process: regulation of transcription by RNA polymerase II. NCBI's taxonomy places the organism in Eukaryota, Metazoa, Chordata, Mammalia, Artiodactyla, Bovidae.